CCAGCGGAAAGAAGAAAACAUCUUUAUGAGAAAAAAAUAACAUUAAUAAGAUCUCUUUACUCCAUGACAGACAUUAGUUGUGGUGUAUCAGCUGCACGACGCUGAUACUGAUACUAAUCAUCAUCAUAAUUCUUUAGUGUAUUUUAGUCGUGAAAAUCGCCCUCCGCCUGACUUCCUGGUGACUACUUCUGAGUUUAACGUGUGUUGGCAAACUGUGACAAAUUGAUUGAUAUAUGUUACAUUGGCAUUAUGGUCAAGUGGACAGAAAAGGAGCGCAGCACGGUCAGUGCUGUUUGGGAAAAAGUUGUAAUCGAUGAGACUGGACCAGAAGCUUUGCGAAGGAUGUUGAUCGUCUACCCGUGGACUGAGCGGUAUUUCGAAACUUUUGGGGAUAUCUUCUCUGCAGAUACUAUUUUAAAUAACUCCAAAGUGGCAGCCCACGGCAUUGUGGUGUUGAAGGAACUGGACAAAGCAGUGAAGAACAUGGACAACAUUGAGGGCACAUAUGCUGCUCUAAGCCGGUUGCACUGUGAAAAACUCACCGUGGAUCCUGAGAACUUCAGACUGAUAGCCGACUGCAUCACUAUUUCCGUCGCCUGCAAACUCAGGAGCGCCCUUGACCAUCAGGCCCAAGCUACCUGGCAGAAGUUUCUGUCUGUUGUUGCCGAGGCUAUGAGCAGCCAGUACUACUGAACAGCUGAGCAAAGCCAGUCGGGAAAAUAUAAAUAAAUAAAUAUUUAAACCCUGUUUGUCCAGAUGACAGGCUUAAUUGUGAAAGAUAUCACCAAAUAAAACAUAUGUCCACUUA
Larimichthys crocea (large yellow croaker) is the source of this 808-nucleotide messenger RNA. Its product is annotated as hemoglobin subunit alpha-1. The transcript has 3 exons. Gene Ontology annotation, molecular function: organic acid binding; oxygen binding; peroxidase activity. The record is from RefSeq and is a predicted model, not a curated record. Bases 250 to 693 code for a protein of 147 amino acids. Lineage: Eukaryota; Metazoa; Chordata; Actinopteri; Sciaenidae. Gene Ontology annotation, biological process: hydrogen peroxide catabolic process; oxygen transport. Gene Ontology annotation, cellular component: hemoglobin complex; blood microparticle; haptoglobin-hemoglobin complex.